Messenger RNA from Trichechus manatus latirostris (Florida manatee), 3552 nucleotides. It is a transcript of the gene MAP7D1, whose product is annotated as MAP7 domain containing 1. Gene Ontology annotation, biological process: microtubule cytoskeleton organization. Gene Ontology annotation, cellular component: microtubule cytoskeleton. The record is from RefSeq and is a predicted model, not a curated record. NCBI's taxonomy places the organism in Eukaryota, Metazoa, Chordata, Mammalia, Sirenia, Trichechidae. The transcript is spliced from 17 exons. Bases 564 to 2969 code for a protein of 801 amino acids.
GCCCCCUCCGCCGCCGCUGCAGAAAGGCGCCGGGAGCCUCGAAGCACCACUCUUCGGGGCGGGGAUGGGCGGGCGGGGCGGACGCGCAGCGGCCGGGACCCCAGCCGCUGCGUGAGUGAGCCUCCCCUCCCCGCACUUGGUACGCGCCAGCGGCUAGGCCAGGCCCAGCCCGGGUGUACAAUAGGGUUGGGCCGAGGCUGGGACUGGGCCGGCGCCCUGCAAGGAGCAGGUUCGCGGCUGGAGCCGACAGAUACUGGGCGGCCGGCGACUCCGAGCCUCGCAGGCCACCAGCCGCCCCAACCUCGACCUCCCCGGGAGCGCCCUCCCCUCCAGUCGUUGCCCGCCGGGCUGGGCCGGGCGUGAUGCGCCGAGGGACCCUCAUCCUGGCCGCUGGCCGCCGCCACCGUAGCCGCUGAGACCCCGAAACCCCCAGUGACGCUGCAGCCGUGGAGAGCGGCCCGCGUGCGGAGCCGGGCCUCGGAGCACCCCCAGGUGUGGCAGCCAGGACCCCCCCAGAGCCAAGACCUUCUCCAGAAGGUGACCCCUUCCCACCGCCACCACCGAUGUCAGCCCUCAUCCCCGACACUCCCCCAGAUACCCCUCCUGCCAUGAAGAACCCCGCUAGCCCUAAGCAGCUCCCAUUGGAACCAGAGAGUCCUCCAGGGCAGGUCGGGUGUGGGCCAGUCCCCCCGCAGGAAGAGUCCCCUUCCUCUGAAGUGAAGAGCAGGGGACCCACUCCACCUGCUACAGGCCUGCGAGACACCAGGCCUCCUCGAAGGAGCAGCCAGCCAUCUCCAACAGCGGUGCCAGCCUCUGACAGCACCCCCACCAAGCAAGAUGCGAAGAAGGCAGGAGAGAGACACAAGCUGGCAAAGGAGCGUCGAGAAGAGCGGGCCAAGUACCUGGCGGCCAAGAAGGCGGUAUGGCUGGAGAAGGAGGAGAAAGCCAAGGCACUGCGGGAGAAGCAGCUCCAGGAUCGCCGAAGGCGGCUGGAAGAGCAGCGGCUUAAAGCUGAGCAGCGCCGAGCGGCCCUGGAGGAGCGGCAGCGGCAGAAGCUCGAGAAAAAUAAGGAGCGCUAUGAAGCAGCCAUCCAGAGGUCAGUGAAGAAGACGUGGGCAGAAAUCCGGCAGCAGCGCUGGUCUUGGGCAGGAGCCCUGCACCACAACUCACCAGGACGUAAGACCAGUGGGAGCAGGUGCUCCGUGUCGGCAGUAAACCUGCCCAAACACGUGGACUCUAUAAUCAACAAGCGGCUCUCAAAGUCCUCUGCCACGCUCUGGAACUCCCCCAGUAGAAAUCGGAGCCUGCAGCUGAGCGCAUGGGAGAGCAGCAUUGUGGACCGUCUGAUGACGCCCACCCUCUCCUUCCUGGCACGGAGUCGCAGCGCGGUCACACUGCCUCGCAAUGGCCGGGACCAGGGUAGGAGCAGUGGCCCUGGGAGACCCCCCGCGAGAGGCGUGGCAAGGGCCGGCCUUGCAUCCGGGCAGCACCCCGACCGCACUCAUCCCUCCGCAGCCGUGCCUGUGUGCCCGCGCUCAGCCUCUGCCAGCCCCCUAACGCCGUGCAGCACCCCCCGGAGCGUGCACCGCUGCACCCCGGCCGGGGAGCGCCGCAAGCCCAGCGCCGGGGGCAGCCCCGCCCCAGCUCGCCGCCGGCCCGAGGCCUCACCGGUGCAGAAAAAGGAGAAGAAGGACAAGGAGCGGGAAAACGAGAGGGAGAAGAACGCCCUGGCCCGAGAGCGCAGCCUCAAAAAGCGCCAGUCACUGCCUGCCUCGCCGCGCCCCCGCCUAUCGGCAGGCACCGCCUCUGAGCUCAGUCCCAAAUCCAAGGCCCGGCCGUCCUCUCCCUCCAUCUCCUGGCAUAGGCCUGCCUCUCCCUGCCCCAGCUUCAGCCCAGGGCCAGGCCAUGCUCUGCCCCCAAAGCCACCGUCGCCCCGAGGCACCACUGCAUCACCCAAGGGACGCAUUCGGAGGAAGGAUGAGUCAAAGGAGAGCCCCAGCGUAGCAGGGCCUGAUGACAAGAGCCAGAGCAAGGGCAGGGCCAGUAACGAGAAGGAGUCAACAGCCCCAGCCUCACCAGCACCCUCGCCUGUGCCCUCACCCAUCCCAGCCCAGCCCCAGAAGGAGCAGCCCACAGCGGAGGCUCCUGCAGGUACUGCUGUCCUGAUCUCACCCCCAGCCCCUGCUCCCCCGGUGACCCCUAGCAAACCCAUGGCUGGAACCACAGACCGGGAGGAGGCCACUCGGCUCCUGGCUGAGAAGCGGCGCCAGGCCCGAGAGCAGCGAGAACGCGAGGAGCAGGAGCGGAAGCUGCAGGCAGAACGGGACAAGCGGAUGAGAGAGGAGCAGAUGGCGCGGGAGGCCGAGGCCCAGGCCGAGCGGGAGGCGGAGGCCCGGAGGCGGGAGGAGCAGGAGGCCCGAGAGAAGGCUCAGGCCGAGCAAGAGGAGCAGGAACGGCUGCAGAAGCAGAAAGAGGAGGCCGAAGCUCGGUCCCGGGAAGAAGCAGAGCGGCAGCGAUUGGAGCGGGAAAAGCACUUCCAGCGCGAGGAGCAGGAGCGGCAAGAGCGCAAAAAGCGCCUGGAGGAGAUCAUGAAGAGGACUAGGAAGUCUGAAGCUGCUGACCACAAGCAGAAGCAGGAUGGAAAGGAGAUAAACGUCAACAAUUCCAGCCAAGACCCUGUGAAAGCCGUGGAGGCUCGACCCUUGACACUGCAGAAGGAGGCGUUACAGAAAGAGGAGCUGGCCUCCCAGGAGACACAGUGGAGCCUGCCAAACAAGGAGUCACCAGGGUCCUUGGUGAAUGGCCUGCAGCCUCUUCUAUCGCACCAGGAGAAUGGCUUCUCCCCCAAGGGGCCCCCGGGGGACAAAAGUCUGGGCCGAACACCAGAGGCACUGCUGCCCUUUGCAGAGGCAGAAGCCUUCCUCAAGAAAGCUGUGGUGCAGCCCCCGCAGGUCACAGAAGUUCUUUAGGGGUUGCAUUGGAUCUGGAACAGUUCUGAGAGCUCCUCUGCACCUUCCCCCAGGAAGUCUGGAGGAGAAAGAGACAGACAAAGUCGGAAGUGGCCUGGGCCCCUCGGGGUGAGGCCUCUGUUGUUUUUAACCUGCACCUUAUAGACUGAAGUCUCUUUGGCCAGAGCCAGACCCUGCCCCCCAGUGCACACGUGUGCUCACAUGCACGGACACCCCCCCCCAUACACACACAUACACUCAUAGCCUCUCUGGCCUCCUCCCUUGGGGAAGGGCCGCCUGUAGUAUUUUGCCUUGGUUUGGUGGGGUACAGUGGAUGUGAAUACUGUAAAUAGCUUGUGCUCAGACUCCUCUGCAUGGAAGGGUGGGUGCAGGAGGCAGACCCUCCCCCAAGUCUCCCCGAGGAGAUCUUUCUCUCUCUAUUUAACUGUAACUGAGAGGGAACCUAGGUCUGGAGAUGGGGGUCACCUUGGGCCACAGGAUACUGGUUGCUUUAGGGGCACCCAUGCCCCCUGCCCUCGCCUGGAAUCAGUGUUAUUGCAUCUGCUCAAACUUCUCCAGAAAUAAAGUGAGAAUAAUUCUGCCA